Verticillium dahliae VdLs.17 is the source of this 2041-nucleotide messenger RNA. Its product is annotated as pantothenate transporter liz1. The transcript has 8 exons. NCBI's taxonomy places the organism in Eukaryota, Fungi, Ascomycota, Sordariomycetes, Glomerellales, Plectosphaerellaceae. The record is from RefSeq and is a predicted model, not a curated record. Gene Ontology annotation, cellular component: membrane. Gene Ontology annotation, biological process: transmembrane transport. The coding region runs from base 1 to 1557 and encodes 518 amino acids. Gene Ontology annotation, molecular function: transmembrane transporter activity.
AUGGGUGCCAUCAAAUCUGCCAUCAAGGGCAACAAAGUGGGUGGUGUGGUCUGGUCCGUCUUCGACUGGUACCGUAUGUUCGCUGCUGUCAAUGGCCUCUGCUUGCUGUUCCAGGCGCUGAUUACGAUAGCGUCGCACUACCCCGUCGAAGAGAGGAAGCUGCUUCGAAAGCUUGACCUCUCCAUACUUUUCCUCGGACAACAAAAUAUCACCAAUGCCUAUGUUUCGGGCAUGCGCGAAGAUCUAGGCGCUUUUGGCAAUGAGUUGAACUACUAUGUCGUUGCUUAUAACACGGCCUACGUCCUGGGUCAGAUCCCACUGAUGACUCUCCAGACCAAGGCAAAGAUUGCUCCAUUUCUCCUUCCAUCGCUGCAGAUUGUCUGGGCCGUCAUCGCCUUUUGCCAGUCUGAGAUCAAACAUAGCUGGCAUCUCUACAUCCUGCGCGCCAUCACCGGCUUCCUCGAAGCCUCCUCCUUUGGUGGCACCCAUCUGAUUCUCGGCAGCUGGUUCAAAAACGAAGAACUCUUCAAGCGCGCUGGCGUCUGGUUCAUGGGCAACUCCCUCGGAUCCAUGUUCUCGGGUUACCUCCAGGCCGCGGCCUACCGAAAUCUCGACGGAGUAUACGGCAGAGCGGGCUGGCGUUGGCUGUUCGUCGUGCAGGGUAUCAUCACGUUGCCGUUGGCAUUCCUAGGAUUCGCAUUCUGGCCCGGACUGCCGAGCUCGCCACGGCGGUGGUUCUUCACGGCGGAGGACCACGCGUUGGCCGUCAAGCGGAUCCCGACCGUCGAGAACGAGGGAAUCACCUGGAAGACAUUCAAGUACACGCUGUCACGGCCAAUGUGGUGGAUAUGCGUGCCAUGCUACAUCAUGCUUUGCCAGGCACAUUACUGGACCGGCUACAUGGCGCUGUGGUUGCGUCACGCCGGCUACUCGAUCGAGCUGGUGAAUAUUUUGCCGACCUUUAUCGAUCUGCUGCGGGCUCUGUCGUCAUGGCUAGGGACCACACUGGCGGGCUGCCUCAGCCUCAGGGGGCUCUGGUCAUUCCAGGCUUCAUUUGUGUUCUUCGCACUCAUCGUGCUAUCCGUCUGGAACGUGCCCGAUGCGCUCAAGUUCUGCGCCUUCUACUUUGGCGGAUUCUCUGGCAUGGCGUCUCCCAUCUUGUAUUCGUGGGUCAAUUUUAUCCUCAAGGAAAACUAUGGCGAGCGCGGAUUGAUCAUCUCGUCCAUGAUGACGCUGGGCUUCUGUAACCAGAUUUGGAUCCCACUGUUCACGUUCCCAACGGUCGAGGCGCCGCGGUUUCCCAACGGGUACCCUGCCGCAACGGUCUUCGAGUUUACCAUGUGGGCGAUCCUGAUGUUCGGCACGUGGUACAUGAAGCGAUGGAAGCAGAGGAACCCCGACCUCGAGAUGCGACUGGCGCGUGAGGCGGCGACACGUGCAGAAGGCGGCGACGGCAGCCCGUCGGUGCUGGGUUCGGAAUCGGAGGGGUUAGAAGAUGGAAAAGGCAAAGCGGGAAGCUAUCGGGUGAGGAGGUUAGAGAAAGGGGUGUGUAGAUGACUCAUGGGCGAGGCUGCCCACCAGGACCAUCAUAGAAGCUCGAUAUUGAACCGCGUCGGGCCUCUCACGCUGUCACGUGACUUGAGAAGAGUAUGAUGCUGAAGGCGGGGUAGCUCUUUGCCUGGCAAACCUGGAUGCUGUCUAGAGUGUCUCUUGCCUUGACGAAUGCAGCACAGCAACAGGACCCGGAAUCCAGGGAAGGUGGGGCCUUAGCGGGACCGUGGUGGGGUCGUGGAGGGGCUGCGCUUGGGGCACCUCGUCAUUCGGCCUGUCAUUACUGCUGCUACCAGAGCCCAUGUCGCUGCCAUCAGUGGAAGCAUUCACCCAGUGCAACGGCCCCCCAGUGGUACUGCUGCUGUCAAUCGAGCAGUACCCAGCGGCAGCACCACUGACAGUCACGACAGCGAUCACGAGGACCAGCCAUUACGACAUCACACAUAUCGACACCGCUGGUGUACCAUUUACAUGCACACGCGGUACUGCU